This is a messenger RNA of Protopolystoma xenopodis, 624 nucleotides long. Lineage: Eukaryota; Metazoa; Platyhelminthes; Monogenea; Polystomatidea; Polystomatidae. The record is from the annotation of a GenBank genome assembly.
AUGUAUUUUACAAGUACAACUCCUGGUCGCUUAGAUUCUUUAUAUCAAAAACCCGGCGAAUUCGAUAAUAAUCUUGAUAACCAAUAUGGCGUAAUUAUUGAUGCGGGUAGUAGUGGCAGCAGAAUGUUUGUUUACACAUGGCCUAAACCUUCAGGAAAUAAACGCGAACUCUUAAACAUAUACUUAUUUAAUGAUAAAGAAGGAAUUCCGGUUGUCAAAAAAAUGACACCUGGACUUUCAUCCUUUGGAAAUAACCUUUCCGGGAUCGCCAAAUAUUUGUCACCUCUUCUGGAUCUUGCGGUCAAAAAUAUUCCUCAAGAAAAACACAAAGAAACUCCAAUUUAUAUUUUGGCAACUGCUGGCAUGAGAUUACUGCCUGAAAAGGUUCAGUCUGAAAUAUGGAGUGUUGUCAGGCUUUUUAUAGUCACUAAAUACGACUUCAUAUUCUCAGAACACAAUGCCAAAACUAUAUCUGGAGCUGAUGAAGGCAUGUAUGGCUGGAUAGCUGUUAAUUAUCUUCUUCGUCGAUUUGAUCAGAGCCAUAGACAUUCGGAUAGCUCAGAAAUGGGCGUUUCAUGUGAGCUCCGAUAUUUUAAUUUACCCCACAUUUUAUAUGAACUUUAG